UGCGCAGCACCGGGCUGGGCUGUCGUCGCGGAGCGGGGAGGGGGGGGGGCGCAGGGAGCGGGAGCCGCCGCCACCGCCGGAGCUAACCGCGGGGACCGAGAUGCAGCUGCUGCCGCUCACCCCGUGUCUUCUGGCCGCUUCCCUCUUUGUUGCCCCUCCCCACAGGCUCCCCCUCUCCACCUCCUGGGGCCCAUCAUGAAUGGUGCCCCCUCCCCAGAGGAUGGGGCCUCCCCCUCCCCUCCCCCCCUGCCACCACCCCCUCCCCCAAGUUGGCGGGAGUUCUGUGAGUCCCACGCCCGGGCUGCAGCCCUGGAUUUUGCCCGCCGUUUUCGCCUCUACCUGGCCUCCCACCCCCAGUACGCGGGGCCUGGGGCGGAGGCUGCCUUCUCUCGCCGCUUCGCUGAGCUCUUCCUGCAGCACUUUGAAGCUGAGGUGGCCCGGGCCUCGGGCUCCCUCUCACCACCAGUUAUAGCUCCCCUGAGUCCCGGUGUGGAGAUCCCUCCGCCACAUGACUUGUCCCUCGAGAGCUGCAGGGUGGGCGGGCCCCUGGCUGUGCUGGGUCCCUCUCGAUCAUCCGAGGACCUGGCCGGCCCCCUCCCCUCCUCAGUCUCUUCCUCUUCUACGACCUCCUCGAAGCCGAAGCUCAAGAAACGCUUCUCCCUCCGCUCAGUCGGUCGCUCGGUCCGAGGUUCUGUCCGUGGCAUCCUGCAGUGGCGGGGAACUGUUGACCCUCCCUCCCCAGCGAGUCCCCUGGAGACCUCAUCAGGCCCCCCAGUCCUGGGUGGAAACAGCAACUCCAACUCCUCUGGUGGGGCUGGGACUGUUGGUCGGGGACUGGUUAGUGAUGGCACGUCCCCUGGGGAAAGAUGGACUCACCGAUUUGAGAGGCUGAGACUAAGUCGGGGAGGGGGGACCUUGAAGGAUGGAGCAGGGGUGGUGCAGAGGGAAGAGCUGCUGAGUUUCAUGGGGGCCGAAGAGGCGGCCCCUGACCCGGCCGGAGCAGGCCGGGGAGGAGGGGCAGCUGGGCCUACCUCAGGGGGAGGAGGGCAGCCCCAGUGGCAGAAGUGUCGCUUAUUGCUUCGGAGUGAAGGCGAAGGAGGAGGAGGAAGUCGCCUGGAGUUCUUUGUACCACCCAAGGCCUCUAGGCCCCGGCUCAGCAUUCCCUGCUCUACUAUCACGGAUGUUCGGACAACCACAGCCCUGGAGAUGCCUGACAGGGAAAACACGUUUGUGGUCAAGGUGGAAGGCCCCUCAGAGUACAUCCUGGAGACAACUGAUGCUCUCCAUGUGAAGGCCUGGGUGUCUGACAUUCAAGAAUGCCUGAGCCCAGGACCCUGCCCUGCUACCAGUCCCCGCCCCAUGACCCUCCCUCUGGCUCCUGGGACCUCCUUCCUCACAAAAGAGAACACAGAUGGCCUGGAGCUGCCCUGCCUGAACCAUUCAGAGAGUCUGCCCAGCCAGGAUCUGCUUCUGGGACCCAGUGAGAGCAAUGAUCGCCUUUCGCAAGGGGCAUAUGGGGGCCUCUCAGACCGGCCCUCAGCAUCCAUCUCCCCUAGUUCGGCCUCCAUUGCUGCCUCCCAUUUUGACUCCAUGGAACUGCUUCCCCCAGAGCUGCCCCCCCGCAUCCCCAUUGAGGAGGGCCCCCCUGCAGGAACAGUUCAUCCCCUCUCAACCCCCUACCCUCCCUUGGACACUCCGGAAACAGCCACAGGGUCCUUCCUGUUCCAGGGGGAGUCAGAGGGAGGUGAGGGGGACCAGCCCCUCUCAGGAUAUCCUUGGUUCCACGGGAUGCUCUCUCGACUCAAGGCCGCCCAGCUAGUGCUGGAAGGAGGCACCGGCUCCCACGGUGUCUUCCUGGUACGUCAGAGCGAAACGAGGCGGGGUGAAUAUGUCCUCACUUUCAACUUCCAGGGCAAGGCCAAGCACCUGCGCUUGUCACUGAACGAGGAGGGCCAGUGCCGGGUCCAGCACCUGUGGUUCCAGUCCAUUUUCGACAUGCUCGAGCACUUCCGGGUGCACCCCAUCCCUCUGGAGUCUGGAGGCUCCAGUGAUGUUGUCCUUGUCAGCUAUGUGCCCUCCCAGCGGCAGCAGGGCCGGGAGCAGGCUGGGAGCCAUGCAGGGGUGUGCGAGGGAGAUCGAUGCUACCCCGAUGCCUCCUCCACCCUCAUGCCCUUCGGAGCGAGUGACUGUGUAACCGAACACCUCCCAUGACCUACCCCAGCCCCCUGAACCCCCUUCAUGGACAGAUUCCCCAUAUCCUGGGGCAGAAGAGGCGUCGGGGGCGCCAGAAGUGGCGGCAGCAGCAGCCCCAGCAGCCAAAGAGAGGCAAGAGAAAGAGAAAACGGGCAGUGGAGGGGUCCAGGAAGAGCUGGUCCCCGUGGUUGAGCUGGUCCCCGUGGUCGAAUUGGAAGAGGCCAUAGCACCAGGCAUGGAGGCCCAGGGUGGUGCUGGCUCUGGUGGGGACAUUGGGGUGACCCCAAUUGUGCAGCUCCAGCAGUUACCACUAGGGGGCAACGGAGAAGAAGGGGGUCAUCCCAGAGCCAUUAACAACCAGUACUCCUUGGUGUGAGACACCCCACCCCACCCUCUCUCCACUCUUCUUGCUCUUCAGUCCUCGGGUCGUGAGGUGGGCUGGGUAGGGACAUAGAGGAGACUUGGGAGUCCCCUUCCCACAGGCUUCCUGACCUUGUCAGUCAAGGGCAUACGUGCUGGUACAAGCAGAGGUUCGAGAGCCCUGUCAACUCCCUAGUUCGUACACUACAGGUGCCCAUCCCCUAGGCAGGGGAUUUGGGCUCCAUUACCUCCCUGAGGGGCUCUUAUGGUCAGCCCCAUCCCUGGGGGCCAUUUCCCCAUCAACUACCCCCCAGCCCAAGCAAGGGUGAUGGGGGGAAGGGCUGUCAGUUAUAUUAAGGUGGUUGUUGUUGUUGUUUUAAACAAAAUGGAGAAGCAUAAAUAAAUAAAAGGGUUUAUCUCAGUUCCACCGUGA
Messenger RNA from Marmota flaviventris (yellow-bellied marmot), 2986 nucleotides. The record is from RefSeq and is a predicted model, not a curated record. Lineage: Eukaryota; Metazoa; Chordata; Mammalia; Rodentia; Sciuridae.